CGUAGUGCCGACUCGGAGUGUGUAUUUCCACUGACAAGAAGCUAUGGGAUUAGCAAAAUAGUCCGGAGAUGCGUGUAUCUUCUUUGUCAUCUCUGAAAACAUUAUUAAUUAACCAUUUCUAUCCGUGAGAUGGCGUUAUUGUUCCAUACGAGCGAUGAUUUUUCAUUAUUGUGUCUUACGGAAGAAUGUCAAUAUCUUUAGCUUUGUGUAGAGCCAUAAAACGAACUUACCACCUGAGCUAACUUGCUAGUGCGUUAGCAGGCUCGACUCGACGACAUAAUAGGUUGCUCUGGUUUUGGGAACACUGUGUGCUCGCUGUGAGCUCAUCGAGGAUAGUAUCGGUCACUUUCAGAUAGUAUCCAUGGUCUACCGUAUCUUUCACGCCUGAAUUGUUGUGUAAUCGUUUGCCGCCCUGAUCGUGGGAUGGAGUGGCACCAGCUCACUUGCUAUAAAGCGAGCUAACAGCAAGUUAGCCGGUCCCCAGUGUCUUCGCAACGGUGGCAGAACACUAUCACUGCACUGCCUAAAAAUACACUUACUUUCUUGUGCUCAGUGCCCCUUCAAAAGUGGUGGGCUAGUCCACACUGGGUUUGUGUUCGGCUUUUCUGCGCAAAUUGCUCGGAGUUUGGCACUCUACAUGGUCACUACAGUGAAUUUAAGACGACUUGAAGAACGAGUCGGACCCCGAGGUUGUGAGCCGAACUGGCCUGAUCUGACAUUACAUCGCACCGGCCGGCGAGCUUCAGGUCUCAAGGGGUAAUAUAACAGUCCUUGGUCCGGACCAGGGUAGCAAGAUCGAAACGCUGUAAAGGUCAGAUAAAACCGCUUUGUUUCGACUGUCAACUGCCUGAAAUUGGAAAGGCAUAUUUCAUCUUUCCACAGUAGACACCAUGUCGGAGGAUAACAACGCAGACAAGUUCAUCAAGGAGACCUCCAUUCUAGAUGAGUACAACAUAAACUGGACGCAGAAGUUGGGAGCCGGCAUCAGUGGACCUGUCAGAGUUUGUGUGAAGAAGUCAACUCAGGAACGCCUGGCCCUGAAGAUCCUCAUUGAUCGCCCCAAGGCCAGAAAUGAGGUGCGUCUCCAUAUGAUGUGUGCCAACCACCCAAACAUAGUGCAAAUCCUGGAGGUUUAUGCCAAUAGUGUCCAGUUCCCGCACGAGUCCAGUCCAAGAGCAAGGCUCCUGAUUGUUAUGGAGAUGAUGGAGGGCGGUGAGCUGUUCCAUAGAAUCAGUCAGCACAGGCACUUUACUGAAAAGAUGGCCAGCCAGGUCACCAAACAGAUCAGUCAAGCCUUGGAACAUUGUCACUCCCUAAAUAUUGCACAUCGUGACCUGAAGCCAGAGAACCUGCUCUUCAAGGAUAACUCUCUGGAUGCACCUGUGAAGUUGUGUGACUUUGGCUUUGCCAAAAUUGAUCAGGGAGACUUGAUGACCCCUCAGUUCACUCCCUACUAUGUAGCACCUCAGGUACUUGAGGCUCAAAGAAGACACCAGAAAGAAAAGUCUGGAGUUAUACCUACCUCACCCACUCCUUAUACCUAUAACAAGAGCUGUGACUUGUGGUCUCUCGGCGUGAUCAUCUAUGUGAUGCUGUGCGGCUAUCCCCCAUUCUACUCCAAGCACCACAGUCGCACCAUCCCGAAGGACAUGAGGAAGAAGAUUAUGACGGGCAGCUUCGACUUCCCCGAAGAUGAGUGGAGCCAGAUCUCUGAGAUGGCCAAGGACAUUGUACGCAAGCUGCUGAAGGUGAAGCCAGAAGAGAGGCUGACUAUUGAGGGAGUCUUGGCACACCCUUGGCUCAACUGCACUGAGGCCCUUGACAACGUGCUGCCCUCCGCCCAGAUGAUGAUGGACAAGGCGGUAGUCGCAGGUAUCCAGCAGGCCCAUGCAGAGCAGUUGGCCAACAUGAGAAUUCAGGAUCUGAACGUCAGCCUGAAGCCCUUAAACUCUGUCAACAACCCAAUCCUCAGGAAGCGGAAACUACUGGGACCCAAGCCCAGUGACAGUUUCUUCAUUCACGACCCAGAGAACGGAGGAGAAGACUCCAACGUAGCGCUUGAAAAAUUACGAGAUGUCAUUGCACAGUGUAUCCUACCACAAGCUGGAGAGAACGAGGAUGAGAAGCUGAAUGAGGUGAUGUACGAAGCCUGGAGAGUCAACAGAGACUGUAAACUGCUGAGAGACGGCCUGCAAGGCCUCAGCUGGGACGGACGAGCUUUCUCUGAUAAAGUCGACCGCUUGAAAUUGGCUGAAAUCGUGAAACAGGCCAUCGAAGAGAAAACGAAUCUCCAAGAAUCUCAUUAGCAAACGCUGUCUUUCUAUCUUCUUUUUAUAUUGUUUGUUAUGACCCUUUUUAACCCAUAUCUGUAAAGAGGCUUUUUAAGUGAAAUGAUGUGCUAAUUUGUUUUUUCUUUUUUUGUUUUUCUUUUUUUUUUCAUGAAUUCACUUGCAAGACCUAUUGUACAGCUGUAGAUAUAUUUCAAAGAGGACUCAUUGGUACUAUAAUUUUUUUAAAUAGACACUUGCAAAUAACGUUGAAAAAAAACCUAUAUUUUCAUUUUUUGCAAAAAACAAAAGAAAAAGAGAAAAGAAGAGAAAAUUGUUAAAGAAAUUAUUUUCUGGGAGGGAAUUUUUAUUAGCUGCUUGUCACAUGUUUUAUCCCACUUCUUUAAUUUUAUUCUAUUUUAUUUUCUUUUAACCAACCAUAGAAUCUUAUUUAUUUAAACAGAAUUCCUUUAUUUUAUACUUUACUUGUAGCCUGGCAGAGGGCUCUGAAGUCGAGAGAAGUUGUCUGCAAUGUGACUUUGUUCUUCCACACAUGCUCUGAAUCUCAGACUGUGUUUAACUUAUCUGAAUCUUUGUUUAUGUGUAUCUUUCCCCUUGGCCUUUUUGUUGUACAGAGGUCAAGGCAGAGUGGGGGGAAAAGUGGAGAGAAGAAAGUGUCAUGAAAUAGACAAAUGCAGCCUCAAAUUAAUUUUAUCACAACCCCUUUUUGAAGCUCAAAAGAGACAACACUAUGUAGAUCAAAGCAGACUGAAUAGAUGUAAAGAUCAGUGUGUUUAGACAAAAAAGAGUCCUAACCCCAAGUUCACUUAUUAGCUUCAUUCUGGAGUUUUUUAACUGCCUCACAGCCUUCUGUAGAAGAUGUGAAGGCUCUUUCACACUGUGAGAUGCAGUCAAACACUCCAACACUAAGACUUGAGUUAAAAAAUGAACUUCCACACCCAGCUGGAGUUAAAGUGAUGAAGCUACUUGCCAGUCUCUGAAGUUUAUGUCAGGCAAGUAAAAUGAAGUGAUGUGUUUUUUUUUCUUUAAUUAUUUUAUUUUCCCUCCCCCAAAUACUUGCAAUAGGCUUUUUAUGUCUUCUCACCCCUACUAUGAUUCUCAAAGGUCUUGAAGGCAGAAUGGGCAGCAUUUGUCUGUUGUAAGCACAACAUUCAAAGUUGACCCCUCCUCCUUGGCUCAUAGCUUCCUGUUUGAUGCAUGCUUAUGAUCAGAUGCCUGGCCUGUUUGUAUGAAGUCCCGCCCUCACAUCUUUCGCACCGUCAUUGGUUGUGAGCUACGCACCCACUGUCCAAAGGUUGAUGGCCAGAACCUUCACGAACACAACAGAAUACGGACAGAGGGCAGCGUCUCUGCGGGUACGGGUACCCCAACACACUUCUGAUGGGUCUUAAGGGAGGAUUCAGAGGGUUUCAUGUUUGUUUUUAUGAAGUUCACACAUUCUGCCUUUAAGUUCAGUUGAAGUUGCUGAUCUGUGAAAGUGACACAGUCUGAGCUGUUGUGACAUAAAAAUUGUAUCUCCUUAAAUCCAGACCAGGUUUAGUUAAUAUUUAAGUCCUUUCAAGCAAGAGCGCUUGCUAUUGGAGCCAAGAGGGAAAAAAAACACCUGUAUUUAGUGUCUUCAUAUCAGGAAAAAAGGUCUGGAUGGACAGGAUUUCACUCAUGAAACAUGCUGUGCACACUGAAUGUGCAAUAGGGCAAUAAUUGAAUCAUUCAUCCAUAGUGCGUGCAUGUACAUGGUCAUGAUAUAGUGUGUAUCUAUCUGUCAGUAUUACUGUCUAACCCUCCCCAAUUCAUUUCAGGGGCCAGAAUACAAGAAAAUGUCCCAUCCCUUCGUUCAUCCUCAUCCUGUAGUUGUCAUUAAUACCGUAUCAUUGGUUAACCAGAGCAAACAUUUACACUGUACUGAUUGAUAUCUGAUGUCUUCAAAGAGGGGUUGCCAGAGGGCUUGGACAGGGUUUGUUCAGUGCCUGAUUAUUUCUUCAAUACUGAAUACUUUUUUUUUUUUUUUAAUUCUAAAACAAUCUUAAGAGGUUUGUUAAGAAGUUGCCCUUCAGUGCGGUCUUAGCUUUAUACCGAACAUAAUUUCUUGUUAAGAUUACUGCAUUAACUGCUUGUUUUUGACCUUGAUGAAAAGAUCAGUCUGUUCUGAGCAUUUAGCAAACAAUGGUGCAAUAUGUUGUUGCUGUCCACUGAAAGUCUUGGAUCUCCAGUUUUGGUGGGUUAACAUUUUGAGAUAAACUGAAGGAUUAGGUGUUCUUUUUAUGAGCUGACAAAACAUUACUUCUUAAGCUAAAUAACCCAUCUGAAAACAAAUUGGAUUAUCUUUUUGCACUGUCAUGAAGCUAAAAUCAGGGCUGUUAGGUCAUCAGUAGUUGACAUUUUUGAGACACAGAGCAGUGAGUGUCAGUGUGGGCCUUCCUUUGUAUGUCUGUAUUUCUUAUUUGGGUUUUGCUUAAAAAGAUUUGAGCAAAGCAGUCAUUACUAAAAUGAUUCUGAGAUCAUUAGAAUUUUGUCGAUGAUGGUUUAUCAUACAGUCUCUUUUAAAAGCUUAAUGAUAACUGCAUCUUGUGUUUGAAAAGACUUAAUAUGACAUGACAAAGUUGAACACUCAAAUGUGCCUUGUUAAUGAGACAGCAUCUUCAGCCUUUACUGCAUUUAUAAGUAAAAAUGCCUCACAGGAUGAAGGGAAACUCAGAAUCGUUGAAGUAGUGAUGUGGGCUGUGACGUGCUUGUUUUGGUGUUUUAGUUUGGCAAUGUUUUAUUGAAAUGCAACUAGUGUCAUAUUUAGAGAAAAAGAGACAUUUUAUUUGUUGAUUUAUAUCUUUACGGUAUUCCAACUUACACAUUAAAGAAAUCGCUCAGCAUUUUGAGAAAUAUGCUUAUUCACUGCUGGAAGUUUGUGUUCAAAUAGAAUUUUGAUUCCAGUCUGUCUGUGGGCUACGGCAAGCAGCUGGUUAGCCUAGCUUAGCAUAAAGGCUGAAAUGGGGGGGCAACAAGCCCAACUCUGUCCACAGGCAACACCUUUCAGAGCUCACUAAUUAACACGUUGUGUCUAUUGUUUCUUUUUCUGUCUUUCUCUUUUUUUUUAAAAUCCUCCUUAAAACACCUAAGUUGUUUUUGUGCAGACUAAGCAAAUGAGACAUAACAUGUUUAUUUGCGAGCUUCAGAGGGGCCUCAUUUACCAGGCAGAAAUGUUGAACUUUUGCUUUAAUGUGCAUCACUCAAGUUUGUAUUUUUUUUUAAUGUCGAAUCAUACAUUUACAUUGUCAUACAUAACACAUUAAGCAUACAGUGUUGGCAGAAUCAGCAGAGCCACUCCCUAAAGGUGCCGUUUUGUUUUGCUUUGACCACACCUGUGUGGAUGUGUGACAGUAUGUUAGUGAUUAAUAUGUACUAGUCUGUUUCAGUGUUGAUUUUGUACAUUUGGAGGCCUUUUCAGAGCGAAUCCUUUUAAAUCUCUUCCCCACCCACUAAUUUAUAUCUUCUGUGUUGGCUGAGCGUUAUUGUUGAAGGGUAGUUUAUUUAUUAGCAUUUUGUUAUGUAAAGCCAAGUCAUGUAUCCUGAUGUUGAUACUCCCUAUCAGUGAAAAUCAACAGGACUUCUCGUCCUUGUGACUUCGUUUAGCUGCUGUUUAUCUGCUCAGUGCUGCUAAAAAUCCCAGCAGGCAGAAGGUUUUGAAGAUGCUACUAAAUACCAGCUUAUUAAAAAUGACGUGAAAGGCAGAAAUGGUUCCGUCAGCACUUCUGAAUAAAUACCAGUUGCUUCCGUUUCAUCCCAUGUGACCUCGUAAAAUUUUAUAUGUUGAGUUGAAAUAAUUUCCUCUGGCAUCGGAGAUGUAAAGCGGAAAAACAAUUUAUUUCACAUGCAGUAGCCAUUCCUGUUUAUGUUUCAAAAGUCAGGGAGAAAUUGAGAAGAAAGGUGAGAGUUUUCCUGAACAUUUUCUCUGCUUUAGCAGUGUGUUUAGUUUUCCUCUGGAUCUUGCAGUUAAGUAGCAUGUACCUAAAUCCCUCAUCAAAGACUCACUGUAUCUGUCUACUUUUUGCCCUUUUCUGUUUUUUCGCAAUUGUCAUCCUCAUGCUGACUUUGUAAUAAAAGAACUAUUUGAUUUUUGAA
Scatophagus argus is the source of this 6401-nucleotide messenger RNA. RefSeq names its product MAPK activated protein kinase 5 (gene mapkapk5). Lineage: Eukaryota; Metazoa; Chordata; Actinopteri; Scatophagidae. Gene Ontology annotation, cellular component: cytoplasm; nucleus. The transcript is spliced from 15 exons. Gene Ontology annotation, biological process: protein autophosphorylation; Ras protein signal transduction; peptidyl-serine phosphorylation. The record is from RefSeq and is a predicted model, not a curated record. Bases 891 to 2306 code for a protein of 471 amino acids. Gene Ontology annotation, molecular function: calmodulin binding; mitogen-activated protein kinase binding; calcium/calmodulin-dependent protein kinase activity.